Dendrobium catenatum is the source of this 722-nucleotide messenger RNA. RefSeq names its product kxDL motif-containing protein 1. Gene Ontology annotation, cellular component: BORC complex. The transcript has 3 exons. Lineage: Eukaryota; Viridiplantae; Streptophyta; Magnoliopsida; Asparagales; Orchidaceae. The coding region runs from base 107 to 475 and encodes 122 amino acids. Gene Ontology annotation, biological process: lysosome localization. The record is from RefSeq and is a predicted model, not a curated record.
AAGUUGUUGCCGAGAGUCUAACACUUGGGCCCAUUAAGGGGGGAUUGGGCCAGUUCCAUCAAGAACGGCUUGGUGUCUUGCUACAGUUGCGGUCGGUGGCUGGACGAUGGCGGAGGAGGAGGCGAUCAGAGCUGCUUCGGAGGAGCUGGCCUGUCAAUUCCAAACCCUAAUCAACACCCAGGAGGUUGAAUCCAUCAGACACAUUCAGCAUCUAAUAUUAGGAAGGCUGCAAGACAGUAAUGCAGUUCUAUCUCAUUUCAACGAGUACUCUGAGCGAUGUUUCACUGAACUUUCUGGUGAUUUCUCAAGGAAUACACGUCUCUUGAAGUCCAUAAAGUCGGACCUUGACUACAUAUUCAUGAAACUUAGAAGCAUGAAGUCGAGGCUGAAGGCAAUUUAUCCUGAUGCAUUUCCAGAUGCUUCAACAAUUAAAAUAUUGGACCAGAGACCUGAUUUGGAGAGACCAUUAACAUAGUUGGAGAGAGAACAAUGUAUUGCCAUAACCAUUUGAUUACAUCAAGUUUCAUGUUCAUUUUUGCAUAACAGGGUGGGUUUAAAAUUUUAUUGAAACAUUAUUAUUAAUGCCACCUAGCCAAUUCUCAUGAAGACAUUCUAAGAAUUGCUUGAAUUUAUCAAACAUAAGGGCAUUCAAAUUUAGAAUAUGUUUGAGAGGAUUGUAACAUUUUAUAAAUAUAAUUGUGAAAUUGUUGUGGGAAAUAUAA